Phymastichus coffea is the source of this 886-nucleotide messenger RNA. RefSeq names its product protein D1-like. Bases 74 to 721 code for a protein of 215 amino acids. The record is from RefSeq and is a predicted model, not a curated record. The transcript has 4 exons. NCBI's taxonomy places the organism in Eukaryota, Metazoa, Arthropoda, Insecta, Hymenoptera, Eulophidae.
UAGCAGAGUUAUGUAACACAGCGGCUUACCAGAACUUAUAAAGUUCUGUCUUGCUCACAGCUAUCAACAGUCUAUGUUUAUAACAAAAGUCAAAAUGAAGCUCGCAUUAGGCGACAUUGUAAUAGCUCUACUAUUAUAUUGGCUGAGUAUUAUCGCCGCUGACUUAACAACAGAUUUUACACAAAGUGAAGUUGUGCCUGAUGGAAUAAGUCAGUCCCCGAACGAGUUACUAACGGUCAAAUAUAACGAUAAAAGUAUACAAUUUAACGAGGAAUGGACGCCAACUAACAUUAAAAAUCAGCCGAAAGUCGAAUGGAAUGCCGAUCCGUCUAGUUAUUAUGCAAUCAUUAUGACCGAUCUGGAUGCGCCAAAGCGAUCUAGACCAGCAUACCGAGAAAUGUUACAUUGGCUCGUAACGAACAUACCAGGAAAUGACAUCUCGCAAGCUUAUACAAUCGCCGAAUACGUUCCUUCAGGGCCACAAAUACACACGGGAAAACAUCGAAUUUUGUACACACUUUACAAGCAGCCUGGCAAGCUAGACUUCGAUGAACCAAAGUCACACAACCGUUCGUUAAUUAUGCGCCUGAGAUUUUCACAGAAGAACUUUAGCCAUAAAUACAAUCUAGGAGAUCCUAUUUCUGCUAACGUUAUUUUAGUUGAAUAUGAUGACUAUGUACCGAUUCUUCAUAAAGAAAUUUUACGCGUUCAUUCUGAUUAGCCUUAUUGAAUGUAAUCUAUAUCCAUAUAUUGUAAUGAGUGCGAGUCUUAUGCUAAAUCACGAUCAAAGGUGACUUUUUGUAAAGAAAAAUGUGAUAUUUUAAUUUUCUACAUACUUUUUAUAAAUGUAUGAAAGAUGGGUUGAACUGUUAAAUUCAUAAGAAUA